CUGUGGAAUAAUAUCACUGGUUGCCAGCCCUACGUCGUUUAGACCCUGGUUGAGGUUAGUUAAGUUCUUAUACCACAUGGGUCGAACGUAAUUUUGUCAAAGCUUUCAAUUUAAUUUCUGUAAAUAAUUCUGUUUAGUCUUGUAUAAAAAUGUCAGUGCCUGAUAAAGUCCUAAUGCGUAAAAUUAGAAAAACAGAAAAAAAGAAACUUCAAAUACUGAAAAGUCGAGAAAAACAAGUGGAACAUGAAGAUGUAACUGCACUUCAGGAUUUAAAACAAAAUAUUACUGACGAACAUGUAGAAUUUGCAAAUGGAUUAAAACGACAUUCCACAGACAAUAUCCCUAUGAAAAAGAAAAGAAAGAAAAUUAAAGAUGAUAAACUAUCAAGUACUGAUGACGAUACUGUUGAUGACACAAAUGAAAACUCUGUAUUAGAACAUGACACGGAUAAAGAAGAUAUGAAUUUACCUGGAACUACAGUAGGAUUAGAAGUAUUAAAUGAUACAAGUUUCAAAGUGUUAGAAAAAACAGUAUGUGAAAAUACUUUAAAAGCGAUCCAAGAUAUGGGUUUUACAAGUAUGACAGAAAUACAAGCAAAAGCUAUUCCUCCAUUAUUAGAAGGCAGAGAUUUGGUGGGAUCUGCGAAAACUGGAUCUGGAAAAACUUUAGCAUUUUUAAUACCAGCUAUUGAACUAACUUAUAAACUGAAAUUUAUGCCCCGCAAUGGUACAGGAUGUAUUAUUAUAUCUCCGACCCGAGAAUUGUCUAUGCAAACAUUUGGAGUUUUAAAGGAACUGAUGAAAUAUCAUUAUCAUACAUAUGGUUUAUUAAUGGGUGGUGCCAAUAGGCAAACGGAAGCUCAGAAACUUGCAAAAGGAAUUAAUAUUAUUGUAGCUACACCUGGUAGAUUGUUGGACCAUCUGCAAAACACACCAGACUUUUUAUAUAAAAAUCUUCAAUGUCUCAUUAUUGACGAAGCUGAUCGUAUUCUAGAUAUUGGAUUUGAAGAAGAGCUGAAGCAAAUUAUUAAUAUUUUACCAAAAAAAAGACAAACCAUGUUGUUUAGUGCAACACAAACUAAGAAAACAGAAAUGUUGACAACUUUAGCUUUGAGGAAAGAACCAGUGUAUGUUGGUGUUGAUGAUGAUAAAGAGAAAGCAACAGUAGAAGGUUUAGAACAGGGUUAUGUAGUUUGUCCUAGUGAAAAAAGAUUGCUACUUUUAUUUACGUUUUUGAAGAAGAAUAGAAAGAAAAAAGUCAUGGUUUUCUUCAGCUCUUGUAUGUCUGUCAAAUAUCAUCAUGAACUUUUAAACUACAUUGAUUUGCCAGUAUUAAGUAUACAUGGAAAACAAAAACAGACCAAAAGAACAACAACUUUCUUUCAAUUUUGUAACGCCACUUCUGGUAUACUGCUCUGUACUGAUGUAGCGGCACGUGGUCUUGAUAUACCAGCUGUUGACUGGAUUGUACAAUAUGAUCCACCAGAUGAUCCUAAGGAAUAUAUUCAUCGAGUUGGUAGAACCGCUCGCGGAGAAGGCAGCAGUGGUCAUGCCUUAUUGAUAUUGAGACCAGAAGAACUUGGUUUCCUUCGUUAUCUUAAACAAGCUAGAGUACCUGUAAACGAAUUUGAUUUUUCAUGGAAUAAGAUUGCUGACAUUCAAUUACAGCUUGAAAAAUUGAUUUCAAAAAAUUACUUCUUAAAUAUGUCAGCAAAAGAGGCAUUUAAGGCAUACGUAAGAGCAUAUGAUUCUCACCAUUUAAAACAAAUCUUUGAUAUUGAAACUUUGGACUUAGCGAAAGUGGCAAAAUCUUUUGGAUUUAUUGUACCACCAGCCAUUGAUUUGAAAGUGGGAAUAAGCAAGAAUUCACGACCACGAAAAAGAUUAGGUGGAGGUGGUUAUGGAUACUUCAAAAACAUGAAUAAUCAAAAUUCAGAGAAGCAAUUGAAUCGUACUAAAACAUUUCGUCAGAAAAAAUCAUCCGAUAAUCGACAAUUUGCUAGAUAA
This is a messenger RNA of Dufourea novaeangliae, 2006 nucleotides long. RefSeq names its product probable ATP-dependent RNA helicase pitchoune (gene pit). NCBI's taxonomy places the organism in Eukaryota, Metazoa, Arthropoda, Insecta, Hymenoptera, Halictidae. The record is from RefSeq and is a predicted model, not a curated record. Gene Ontology annotation, cellular component: nucleolus. Gene Ontology annotation, biological process: maturation of LSU-rRNA from tricistronic rRNA transcript (SSU-rRNA, 5.8S rRNA, LSU-rRNA). The transcript has 10 exons. Gene Ontology annotation, molecular function: RNA helicase activity; ATP binding; nucleic acid binding. Bases 150 to 2006 code for a protein of 618 amino acids.